Rhinolophus ferrumequinum (greater horseshoe bat) is the source of this 1323-nucleotide messenger RNA. RefSeq names its product transmembrane protein 240 (gene TMEM240). NCBI's taxonomy places the organism in Eukaryota, Metazoa, Chordata, Mammalia, Chiroptera, Rhinolophidae. The coding region runs from base 223 to 744 and encodes 173 amino acids. The transcript has 4 exons. The record is from RefSeq and is a predicted model, not a curated record.
GCGGAGCGGAGCGCUACGAGUGCGGUGGCCCGGCGGCCGAACGACCCCGGAGCGCUCGCGUCCCUUGCCCCGCGCCCCGGAUCCACGCCUCCUCCUCGACCCGCGGCGGUGGGUGCGCGGCGCGCUGACCUCUGCGGAGGCGCCGGGGGCUCAGCAUCGGGCCGGGGCCGGGGGGGCGCCGGGGCCGGGGGGCGGCGCUCCGGCCCGGCCCGGCCCCGCCCGAUGUCCGUGAGCGCGAACACCAUGAUCUUCAUGAUUCUGGGGGCGUCGAUCGUGAUGGCCAUCGCGUGCUUGAUGGACAUGAACGCGCUGCUGGACCGAUUUCACAACUACAUCCUCCCGCACCUGCGGGGCGAGGACCGCGUCUGCCACUGCAACUGUGGCCGGCACCACAUCCACUACGUGAUCCCGUACGACGGGGACCAGUCGGUGGUGGACGCCUCCGAGAACUACUUUGUGACAGACAACGUCACCAAGCAGGAGAUCGACCUCAUGCUCGGGCUGCUGCUCGGCUUCUGCAUCAGCUGGUUCCUGGUGUGGAUGGACGGCGUCCUGCACUGCGCCGUGCGCGCCUGGAGGGCGGGCCGGCGCUACGACGGCUCGUGGACCUGGCUGCCCAAGCUGUGCAGCCUGCGGGAGCUCGGCCGGCGGCCGCACAGGCCCUUCGAGGAGGCGGCCGGGAACAUGGUGCACGUGAAGCAGAAACUCUACCACAACGGGCACCCGAGCCCGCGGCACCUUUGAUUCGGGCGCAGGACUCGCGGGGCCGCCGGCCACCGCACCCACGUACACGGGACUGGACUGCCGCCCCGGGCCAGGGCGCCCCGGCCGCCGGGCGUGUCCAGCGGAAGGUGCUGUCUCCUCUUCUUUUUAUAAAGGGGUCGAGGGUGGGGCCGGUCUGGGGGCAGGACCCAGGUCUCCAGAACUGGGCGGGGCGCGGGGGCGCGGGGCAGCGGGGGCUCCGGCGUCCUGCAGUCCUGCCAGCGCCUAGCUUGGGACCACGUCUGAAACUCAAAACCGGAUGUUUCCUGUGCGCCCGUGUCCUUCUCUCCGUUCUGGGGGAGGGGAGAGAGGCCGGGAGGUCUGGGCAGGGAAGGGGGCCGGACCAGGCCGCGCCCACGUCUGCACACGGGAGCAUGUGCAUGGGGCUUCUGGGUCCGCGGGCUGCAGUGGGGGGCCGGAGGGCAGGGGUCUAGGGGGGGCCCCGGCCCAGCAAUAAGGCCCCUGAGCCCUGCUGUGGCAAGAGUGGCCACCCUGCCCAGGGCAUCCCGGUCGGCACCUCACUGUGACCCCCACCCCUGCUGGUCAGUAAAUUCUACAGAA